ACUCUUCAACAAAAAUGGAUGUUAACGUUGGAUCACAAGAUAUGAAGGUAGUCAACCGGAUAAUGCUAAGAUUCCGGCCAAUCGCACCUAAACCGGUUACCGACGGUUCAGAAACUGGUUCUAAACCGGAGGACAUCAAGAAUGAACCGGUUACUAAACCGAGAAGGAAGAGAAAGUACGUUAGAGUUAAGAAAAAUAGCAACUGUAACAAUAUUAUUGAAGAAGAAGAAAGGAAAGAUGGAUCUGUUGUAACCCUUCAGUUGCUUCCGGAGAGUAGCAGUAGCAGCGCGAACUUUCAAGAUAACGGAGCUUUACAAAAUGAAAUCAGUUUCUCUCACAAGUAUGAUAAUAAUGGUAUCUUAGCCAUCAGUUCGCCGGAUCAAUUCGAUCUGAAGGUAGCGAUGCAAACACCAAGAAUGGUGGAGUCUUGGGUGAUGGUGGAUGGAAUGACAAAAACAUUUGCAGAUGAAGACGCUUUGUUAGGAAGUACGGACAUGGAGAAGAUGAAGAAUCUCGAGACGGACACGUGUCCAGGAUUGAUAUCGGAUGGCUUAGGUUUUGUGCAGUGGGUUAAUCCGGCAUAUCGGAGAAUGGUGGCAGAUGGAGGACCAACAUCGGAGAUGGUGGUGAGGUUGGUUAUGAAGGAAAAAAUUGUAAGUGAGGAAUUGCCUAGAGCAUUUGCAUGCAGUGUAAGGGUAGUAUAUUCAUCGCUGAAUUCGAAGCAAUCACGAAUAAUGCCGUGUGAUGUGUGGAAAAUGGAGUUUGGAGGGUUUGCAUGGAGGUUUGAUUCUAAGGCUGCACUUAGCUUGGGUCGUUGAAGGAACA
Molecule: messenger RNA, 825 nt
Organism: Lycium barbarum (goji berry)
Lineage: Eukaryota; Viridiplantae; Streptophyta; Magnoliopsida; Solanales; Solanaceae
Exons: 2
Coding region: 15-818 (267 amino acids)
Source: RefSeq, a predicted model, not a curated record